AUGGGACAGGAUAACACCAUGACCCAAAGUAAUGGAUACGGGAGCGAUGCUUGGACGAGCAUGAGUCCUUACAGCCAGAGCCCAUAUAGUGCCAGCCCAUUGACUGAAUAUCCAUCAUUUGGUGCCUUUGUCAAUCACGGAUUACCAUCGGAAUCAAUGAAUCGAAUGCCUCCCCCACAAACACAUCAAAUGAUACAACCUGCACCUCCAAUGGCACAUCAUCAACUACCUCUGCUGAAUACGACUUGGCCGAGCCAAUUGACGAAUCCAGCCCCUGCACAGAGCUAUUCGGCACCACCGCUAUCAAUGACACCUGCUGCCAGCGCACCGCCCGUGGAACCCCCUAGGUUGCCGCCACAGCACGAGAAAUCGAGGAAGACCCUUACUACGGAACAGAAGAGAGCCAUGUGUCAGUUCCAUGAGGAUAACCCUGGUACUCGACAAGCCGAUAUUGGAGCCCGGUUCGGCGUUGAGAGAAGUACGGUUUCAAAGGUUUUAAGACACAAAGACCAGUAUUUGAAACGGGACCAAGAGCCCGAAAAUGCUGCGGUAAAGCGUGGUAAGGGUAAGCAUCCUGAUUUCGACCGGACACUUAGCAAUUACGUCAGGAGACAACAACAACGAGGGUUCCAAGUUAGCGACGAGGAAAUCAUGGAACAAGCAAGACUAUUUGCUCAUGCUAGCGGAAACCAGGAAGGCGUGCUCAAUAACCUAAACAGCAGCUGGUUGCAGAAAUUUAAGCAAAAGCAUGGCAUUGGUGCAGGCAAGCUGAUGCGAAGGGCUUCCGAAGCCAAUAUUCCUGAUAGCGCAAGAUUAUCGACACUCGUCACCAAGUCGAGCGACAUGUCACCGUCACCAACAGGACAGCUUUCGCCGCUUUCUGGAAGUCGGAGCGAUGAGGACGCCCCUCUUGAUGGCAUCGACUUUGACUUUGGCUACAAACACCCGGAAUCGCAAUCCACUACAUCCCUUUCCAGUGACUUCCGAGAUAACACGGGGUCUUCUUUCUCGGCUGGUACAAUGAGUCCAACAGGCACAUUCACUUUCUCCCCUGACCCCAAUGUGGGAGGUUUUCCCAUGGAUCAACUUCGAGGUACCGAUUUUCAACACCGGGAGAAAAGAAGUAACACAUUCCCGUCUCUCAAUAUCGACUAUGUAAAUCAAGUAUCGUCGUCGACGGAGCCUAUGACCCCUCGUCAUCCUUCUUCAUCAACCGCACCGUCCUCAGCUUUGGAAUCGCCUCAGCAUGAACUACAAGCGCCCUUUGGCAUCGAUACCAACGUCAACUCGCCGCCCCCGAUGCUGCGCCGUAGCAGCAGCAACUCAAGUUUAAACCGUGCUACGGCAGCAACGGGUGCAUCUUCAUCAACACCCGUUGAUUCGUCUCCAGUCUCGCCGUCUCAGGAGGACGCUCGUCGAGCAGCACAAACGCUGCUCAAUUACAUCCAGACAGCGGGCACCUUUGAUUCCAACGAUUACUUGUCAAUUGUUCAGCUGACUAAAAAGCUCAAGAUCCAUCAAGGUCGAUCUUCGAUUGGGGGGCUAUCACGUAUUCCCGAAGGCGACGUUGAAGCACCUGUUCUCCUAUCAGCCAAGAUGGAAUCGGCCUGA
Messenger RNA from Fusarium sp. VM40, 1611 nucleotides. The record is from the annotation of a GenBank genome assembly. Lineage: Eukaryota; Fungi; Ascomycota; Sordariomycetes; Hypocreales; Nectriaceae.